CCGCAGCGCCUACCCAUUCAAUUCCAACUUCCAACCCUUUCCUUCCCGGCUUUUAUUUUUUUAUUUUUUUUCUCUGACCCUUCUUUUGGCUACCAAGUCAAAUUUCUUUUUCUUUUUUUUUUCCCAGAUAUUUAUUAUACAGUUCAGCUACCAAGUUCAUCCAAUUCCUUGUUUGGUUGCUGAGAAAAUAAGACAAAGAGAAAACUUGGAUUUGGGAUCUUCCCUGUUUGUGGAUUUGCUUCUGUGGACUGCUAUAUUCAGCUCAAUAAGUUCAUUUGAUUUAAUUAAAGCUCAGCUUGAGAGGGGUGUGUUUGUGAUCUGUCUAGUUCAGGCGGUAUGAGUGGAAGCUACAGCAAUGCGAGUGCGAGUUCAAGCUCGAGUUUAGAUAGCAGCAACCAUGAUACAGAGGAUGAUCAAACCAUUGCAACCAUGUUGGCAGAAGAGGAAAAGGUCAAAGUUGAUCGCAGGCUUGGGAAGAGACUGUCCCACUUAGAUUCGAUUCCGCACACUCCCCGCGUAAAUGGGGAGAUACCUGACGUGAAUGAUGCGACCCAAGACCAUGAGCGCCUGUCGGCAAGGUUGGCAACGUAUGAUUUAUCUGAACUGCAGAUCGAGGGCGAUGGAAAUUGUCAGUUUCGAGCAAUAGCAGAUCAAUUGUUUCGGAAUCCAGAAUACCACAAGCAUGUAAGAAAACAGGUGAUAAAGCAGCUAAAGCAUCACAAAAAACUCUAUGAAGCUUAUGUCCCGAUGAAAUACAGACGCUACCUGAGGAAGAUGAAAAAAACCGGGGAGUGGGGAGAUCAUCUUACGCUACAGGCAGCUGCAGAUCGAUUCGGAGCCAAGAUUUGUUUAAUCACCUCUUUUCGAGACACUUGCUUCAUCGAGAUUCUUCCUAAAGAUGGGAAUCCUACCCUAGAGCUUUGGCUGAGCUUUUGGAGUGAAGUGCAUUAUAACUCCUUGUAUGCAAGUGCAGAUGUUCCGACUAGAACUCCCCGAAAGAAGCAUUGGCUGUUAUUCUAGAGUUAUUUCAAACCGUCUUCGGUUUCAAAUACUCCGUAUACAAGUUACAUUAGUAGCAAGUAUAUUAUGGCGACGGGCGUUGUAACUUUUGGUGUAAACGAACAAGAAUUCAGAUCUUUCUUUCGAGUUAACGUCGGUAUGCCGGAAAUUAGACUUCAGAUAUCUGUAAAUAGAAGUUACAUGCUAAAGGAUCACAUAGCUUUUAUGUGCGUAUGUUUCUGCGGAUUCUUGUAUAAAGUCAUCAAAUCAUUUUUCCAACAAGUAAAAUGCGGUUUAAGUCA
Messenger RNA from Malus domestica (apple), 1301 nucleotides. RefSeq names its product OVARIAN TUMOR DOMAIN-containing deubiquitinating enzyme 11-like. Gene Ontology annotation, biological process: protein deubiquitination. NCBI's taxonomy places the organism in Eukaryota, Viridiplantae, Streptophyta, Magnoliopsida, Rosales, Rosaceae. The record is from RefSeq and is a predicted model, not a curated record. Gene Ontology annotation, molecular function: cysteine-type deubiquitinase activity.